Pseudocercospora fijiensis CIRAD86 is the source of this 1758-nucleotide messenger RNA. RefSeq lists its product as uncharacterized. Lineage: Eukaryota; Fungi; Ascomycota; Dothideomycetes; Mycosphaerellales; Mycosphaerellaceae. The coding region runs from base 1 to 1707 and encodes 568 amino acids. The transcript has 7 exons. The record is from RefSeq and is a predicted model, not a curated record.
AUGCUUCUCAUGGAGAGUCUACCAAUACCACCAAAAGCUCUUCCAGUGACCCUACUUUCAGGCUUCUUGGGAUCUGGAAAGACCACGCUUCUUCAGCACAUUCUUCGAAGCGAGCAUGGUCUCCGCAUUGCUGUGAUUGUUAAUGACAUUGGAGCGGUGAACGUGGAUGCAAAUCUUAUUCGCAACACACAUCGUGUGACUAAGACAGAGGAAAAGGUCAUCGCCUUACAAAAUGGUUGUAUCUGCUGCACGCUUCGAGGUGACUUGCUCGAAGAACUGGUCCGCCUGGCUGAGCUUGCCGAGUUUGACUACAUUAUUGUUGAGAGCUCAGGUAUCAGCGAGCCGGAGCAAGUGGCCGAAACAUUCGACUCACGCCUUGCCGAGCAAAUCAGCCAGAUGGGUGAAGGUCCCGAAGGUCUUGACCCUGAGACUUUGGCCACACUCAAGCGGCUGAAAGAGGCUGGUGGGCUUGAGAAGUUCGCCCGCAUGGACACAACAUGCACGGUCAUUGACGCUUUCACCAUCAUGAAUGACUUCGAGACGACGGACCUACUUUCUGCUCGUCGAAACGAUGUCACACCCGAGGACGAGAGGACUGUGUCGGACCUGAUGGUUGAUCAGAUCGAGUUCGCAGAUGUCAUCGUCCUCAACAAAUGUGACAUGAUUAGCAAGAAGCAGAAAGAGAGCGUAUUGACGUUGAUCAGAAAGCUCAAUCAUAGAGCCAAGAUUAUUCAAAGCACGUAUGGCAAGAUUGACGUGAAAGAAAUUGUCAACACCGGCAUGUUCAACCUGGAAGUGGCACAGACAGGAUACGGCUGGCUACAAGAUCUGCACGCCAUGACCAUACGCGAGGUCAAUGGGAAGAAGAUGGUCACUCCCAAGCCUGAGACUGAAGAAUACAAUGUUCGCAACUUUGUCUACGUUCGACGUCGACCUUUCCAUCCUCGACGACUAUUCGCACUCCUACACGACAAGUUCAUCCUGCAGCACCCGCUCGACGAAGUAGAUGAAGAGGGCGAGGAAGAUGAAGACGAAGAGAUGGAGGAUGACGAAGAAGAGGAGGAUGACGACGAUGUCGAUAUGGAAGACCCACUUGACCUGCCAGAUCCUGCAGUGAUAUUGGAGAACAAGAAAAAGCAUCCUCUCUUUGCGCGACUGUUCCGCUCAAAAGGAGAGUACUUCCUUGCGACUCGGCCUGGCAGGGCUGGAGAAUGGAGUCAAGCAGGGGCCAUGCUCACACUCUCUGGCGGACGUCCAUGGUUCUGCACGAUUCCGCGAUCGGAGUGGGAAAGUGGAGUCAAGGAGAUCGAUGAGCUCGUCGAUCACGACAUCAGCAAGGGUGGAACUUAUGGUGACCGAAGACAAGAGCUGGUUUUUAUUGGCGAGAAGCUCGAUAUCCCAGCGAUCGAAGCGACGCUUGAUGAGUGCCUCCUCAAUGAUGAGGAAUAUGCCAAGUGGCAGGAGAUCAUGAUGCGUGGUGAGGGUCCUAAUGCGGGAUCGAAGGAGGAGCAGGCCGAGAAGGAGCAGGCCUUGGCCGAUCUUUUCGAUGACGGCUUUCCGGACUGGGAUAGUCCAGAUGGAGAAGGCGAUGAGAUGGACCACGAUCAUGCCGACAUGGCUCGUGUCGACUCGCAUCACGGCCACUCUCACCCGCAUACGAAUGGCAAGACGAAGCAUGGUGUCAGGAAAGAUGGCACAGUGUACUAGAUUUCAACUGGUAAGUGUACGCAUUGAUACUAUAAUAGACUCUCUUCCAGG